AUGUAUGGUGAAUUUGAGUAUGAAAGCGAGGAAGUGGAAGAAAAAGAAGGCUACUAUACCAGGGAGCAAUCAGGAGAGGAGACCACCAAUCAGGAGAGUGUGGCAGAAGAAACCACUGGUCGGGAAGAAGCACCCCCAUCAGAGGUGGAAACCGAGGAAAUGGAGAUCCCUAGUCCCACUAUAUACUUAACCAUCCUAAAGAAAAUACCAAUGCCGGAAAAAGAGAAGGAGUCUGCUAUUGGAGAAUCAAAAACGGAUAUGGACAACCUAACAGAGGAAGAACGAGGAGAA
Molecule: messenger RNA, 291 nt
Organism: Acaulospora morrowiae
Lineage: Eukaryota; Fungi; Glomeromycota; Glomeromycetes; Diversisporales; Acaulosporaceae
Source: the annotation of a GenBank genome assembly